AUGCCUAACGAAACAGUUAAUUUAGAAUCAGCAGUAGAGACAGCAGCACUCACGAUCCUAGAGUUCGUGACACCACCUGGCCCUUCUAUUCCGUUACCCAAAAAUGACGAUCCCAAAGUGAUAGAACUGAAUCGAAAAUUUAAUGAAGCUGUGCCUCUUAUAUCUGAAGGAUUUCUGGCGCAUUGGUUGCCUAUUUUAAACCAAGUUGAAGAACAAUUGAAGGAAUUAGAGGAAAAACAAAAAUUUCUCAUUGAGGAAUUGAAAAACACAAACACUCGAUUUGAAAAUCAAGAUAAUUAUGAAUAUAUUGCACUAAGUCAACGGGCCUUUCAACUUAAAUUGUUCAAAGAACAACAAUUGGUACAAGUAGCACAGAUAAAGCAGCGCGAAAGAACAUUUGAUCAAACUGUUUUAGCCGCCAGAGUGGUAGAACAUACUCCAGUUGAACAGCAAAAUGUGGUCACAAAAGCUAUAAAGAAAAAGAAAAAAGAUAAGUCAAAAGAAAAAGGAAAAA
This is a messenger RNA of Acaulospora colombiana, 514 nucleotides long. Lineage: Eukaryota; Fungi; Glomeromycota; Glomeromycetes; Diversisporales; Acaulosporaceae. The record is from the annotation of a GenBank genome assembly.